AUGAGCUUUAAUCAGGAUAUAAACUUUCACCGUGCUGCAAAGCACCUUCGCUCUUCUACGCACUCAUCGCCUCAACGAAUGCUCUCCUGCCCCAACCCUGGCGGAACGAUGCAUCGGUUCAAGCCUGCUCAAACAGGUUCAAAUGUGUCGCUAAACUCUGCCUGCUCUUCCAAAGAUGAGGGCUCUUCUGGGGAGUGUUCAGAUCAUAAUCACAGUCAUCAUCAUCAUCACGAUCACCAUCGCGAAGAGGCACCUGACCAUAGCGGUGCUUUCGAUCGUAACCAAAGUCUACAGUCGUCCUUCAACUCUGACCACUCUUCGUCGAGAGAGUCUGACGUUGGCUUUCUAGGAGGCGAUGACUCGCCGACCAUUUCAGAUGUGCAGCCAUUUACCAAAUUAGCGUCCACCAACUUUGAAACGUCUUUUCCUACUGAAUCACAUAACAACAAUCUAAUUGAGAUGACUGAGCUUAAAAAAUGCCAAUAUACAGGCAAGAAGAAAAAGAAAACUAAAAAAUCUUCAAAAUCUUCAAAUUCAUCCGCCUCUUCAGUCGUUUCGGAUGGCAGCAACGGCAGCGGUGACAUCCAUGCGACUAUUGUACCCAGUGGGGGCGCACUUGACGUUGCCAAAGACUCUUCCAGCUCCUGGUACCAGUUUAUGAUGCCCUCCUACAAGUCGCGCCUUUCCACUUUCCACUCGACCUUCCUCAACAUUCCCACCACAGAGGCGGUGGUCGACGACUUUCUCUGCGCCCUCCAUCGAGACAUUCUCCUGCAGGGACGACUGUACGUCUCCGUGAACUACAUUGCUUUCUACUCGAACAUUCUCGGCUACGAGACAAAAGUGGUCAUUAACUUCAAAGACGUGAAGCACAUCAGCAAGGCAACCACCAUUAAGCUCUUCCACAAUGCCAUUGAGGUGUACACUUUUGACGGCACCAAGUACUUUUUCACCUCCUUUGUCAGCAGAGAAAAGUGCUUUAAGGUGCUGAAGCUGCUCUGGGAGAGUGCUUCUGGUCUGGGUGAAAGUCAGAAGAUAGACUGGAACGAAAUCUGUCGCAUCAUUAGACAGAACUACUCUACACAAACGCUGGGCGCCAAUCUAACUGAUCUCGAAGAUGCUGAUUUAGAGAAGCACCUUUCAAAGGGUAAAUCAGUACGGAAAAGGCUUCAGAAAAAGAAGGAUAGGCUAAAGUCAAUGAACAACUCGAGCAGUGACAGUGCAUUGUCGAUAAAAUCUCAAGCUGAUCUUCCAGACGGUGAUGAGGACGAGGACGAGUUUGAAGACACCCUUGAGGAGGAAGCUUCAGCCAGCGAAGAUGUAGCUGACGGUGGCAGCAAUUGUCGACCAGUCAAUCACCAUGAAAUCCUGCAAUUUCCCUUUUUUCAAUCAAAACCACUACAACAGCGAAAACUAAUCGAUCUCUAUCUGUGA
This is a messenger RNA of Rhagoletis zephyria (snowberry fruit fly), 1434 nucleotides long. The record is from RefSeq and is a predicted model, not a curated record. Lineage: Eukaryota; Metazoa; Arthropoda; Insecta; Diptera; Tephritidae.